Pectinophora gossypiella (pink bollworm) is the source of this 1974-nucleotide messenger RNA. RefSeq names its product membrane-bound alkaline phosphatase-like. The record is from RefSeq and is a predicted model, not a curated record. The transcript is spliced from 5 exons. Gene Ontology annotation, molecular function: alkaline phosphatase activity. The coding region runs from base 42 to 1685 and encodes 547 amino acids. Gene Ontology annotation, biological process: dephosphorylation. NCBI's taxonomy places the organism in Eukaryota, Metazoa, Arthropoda, Insecta, Lepidoptera, Gelechiidae.
AAAAGUUUUCGCAUAGUGUGACCACUUUUACGCUGACAGUCAUGGGGACGGUGCGCCUUUUUUUGUUGCUGGUGCUGGUGAUGGUAGCUACCACCAGAGGUGACCGUUACCAUCCCGAGAAAAAUGCACAAAACUCACAGCAACUUCAACGAAACCCUGAUGCAUUUAACACUGCUGAGCGUACUCCGGAGUUUUGGAAAAACAGCGCCAAAGCGGGUAUUGAAACACGCCUCAAGGACAUACGGAACGACAAACUUGCUCGCAAUGUGAUCAUGUUCCUAGGUGAUGGUAUGUCCAUACCAACGCUGAUGGCUGCUCGGACCCUAAAGGGACAGCGACAAAACCGCACCGGAGAAGAAACUGAACUGUUUUUUGAGACGUUCCCUUCAGUCGGUCUUUCCAAGACUUACUGUUUGGACAAACAAAUCCCCGAUUCUGCAUGCACCGCCACUGCAUACCUAGCUGGCAUAAAAAAUAACUACGAAACCGUUGGUGUUGAUGGAAGAGUUCAACGAGGUGACUGUUUGGCUUCAGCAGACAAAUCUACACAUUUGGACUCCAUCGCUGCUUGGGCCCUCGAUGAUGGCCGUGAUGCAGGUAUUGUGACCACUACAAGAGUUACUCACGCUUCGCCAUCGGGAACUUACGCCAGGUCAGCACACAGAGAUUGGGAAAGUGAUGCUAAUGUAACUCAAGCGGGAUUUACAACUGACGUGUGCCCAGAUAUCGCCAUGCAACUCAUAACUACGUCACCAGGCAACAAGUUCAAGGUGAUACUAGGAGGUGGCCGACGUGAAUUUAUACCAAAUACUUUUACCGAUGAAGAAGGUAGAACAGGACAUAGAGAAGAUGGUCGUAAUCUUAUAGAAGAGUGGAAAAAUUAUAAAACAUCACGUGGCGUUUCCAACGAAUACGUUUGGAACCGCUCACAACUAAUGAGUUUGAGAAACUCACCACCAGAGUACCUACUGGGAUUAUUUAAAUCUAGUCAUUUGCCGUAUAAUUUACAGGCUGAUAAGGCAACAGAUCCAACUCUUGCUGAGCUAACAGAGGUCGCUAUUAAUUCAUUAAGUCGUAACGAAAAAGGAUACUUUUUAUUUGUGGAAGGUGGUCGUACUGAUCACGCUCACCACGACAAUUGGGCGCAAAUGGCCUUAGAUGAAACGUUAGAGUUCGACUUAGCAAUAGAGAAGGCGGUGGAAAUGGUCGGAGAUGAUACUCUGAUAGUGGUGACUGCUGACCAUGCGCACGUGAUGGCUAUCAACGGGUACACAAAGCGCGGCGGUGAUAUCCUUGGCCCAUCUGACGAUCUGGGAGGCGAUAACGUUCCCUACAUGACACUCUCCUACACCAAUGGGCCGGGAGCUCGCCCACAUGUCGAUGGAAAUCGUGUCGAUGUAACGAAAGAAGAUUUCAUGGAUUUGGAAUGGCGGUCCCAUGCGGAUGUUUUCCUGGAAUGGGAGACUCACGGCGGCGACGACGUAGCGGUCAUGGCGUGGGGGCCUCACCACCACCUGUUUACUGGCGUGUACGAGCAGAGCCACAUCCCCUUCAGGAUGGCGUACGCGGCCUGCAUCGGGCCCGGACUCCACGCCGACGCUUGCAGCAGCGCGUCGCUGCUGCACCCGCUUUCUCUACUCUACGCUAUAGUCUUAGCUGCUUUAUACCAUACUGCCCAGUGGUAGAGUUCUAAAUACAUAACAAAGAACGAAAAUGUUACAAAAUUUAGAGUAAGUACUCGCUUUAUUUUUUUAUUAAGAUUGGUUAUGAUUUUAUGCUUUUGUUAACAUGAAAAUGUCGAAAUUGUGAUAUAAGAAGAAAUAAAAAGUAUUGAAUGUGAUAAAGGGAGUCAUCAUUCAAGAAGGUCAGUAAAUCACAGUCACACUUAAAGCACUGCAAUUCAAUUGUUUCUCCAUAAUUACAUUCACAUUAUUAUAAUAUGAACAAAAAUAAAUUGUAAUAUCGCAAAAAUUA